UAUAAUAACAAGUAAAAUAAUUAAGAUAUAUUGAGGUGGUAAUUUUUUGGCUAAGCACGAGGUAGUUAGAAAUUUGUUACAUACUUUGACAAUAGAGAUUAAAAGCCGCGAAAUUGUUGACUUAACAAUUAACUAAGUGAUUAACCACUGACUACAAUAAAUGUCAUUAAGGAUGUACAUACUGUGACAUAAAUAUAAAUACUAAUACACAUGUACAUAUAAAUAAAUUACACAUAUAUAUUUUUUUUACAUAAAACCAAUUAACUAAUUAGUUAAAGUUUAAUUAAAUCAGCUUGUUUAAAAUGUACACGUCAAAUUUAUCUAAAAUCGUACAUUUAUUUACCUACAAAAUACCUCAUAAAUCAACCUACAGUAUUUUAGUACCAAAAAACUGUAGACUUAUAAAUAAUUCCGCUAAUAAUAACAAUUUCCACUGUAAAAAUAAAUACCGUGAUUAUAAAAAUAAAUUUAGUGUUUGGUUCGUUGAACAAUCAAUCGUAAUUGCGCGAUUGUUCUGUCGUCAGUUCGAGUACAUAGCUGCCCAGCGUGUUAAACGUAGUUUGAAAUUAUAUCAAUUUUAUCCGUAUUUUUGGGAAGAUUUAUUGUUUAAAAAAUUAUUUAAAUUAUGGCGAAAGUGUAAAACUAGAAACAGCAAGGAAUUUUUAAUUAGUGCUGUUGGUGUAAGUAUGUUUAACUGGGAUGAAGAGCGUAUUGAUGACCAGGAGCUUUACAGUUACGCUGGUGAAAUAAAAACAAUUCAUAAGCUACGUAAUACCACUGUAGUUUGUGAAAAUUGUCAUCUGAGAUUAAUCAUUGAUAAGAAACAACCUGAUGUCACGUAUUGUACAUGUAAUAAAUCAAAAUCCAUCAAUUCAAGUGAAAAUAUUGAAAAUGAAUGGGAGCCAUUCAUCGAAAGACAAGAUAUGAUAAUUUGGCGGAGAGAAGAACCUAAUACUGGUGGGAUGUAUGCGUACAAAGUGUUUGGUACCUUUUCCGAUGUCAGUGCUGAAGAAUUUUUGCAAGUACAAGUCGACGUUGACUAUAGAAAAGUCUGGGAUCCAACGGCCAAACAAUUGGAAAUUAUCGAUACUGAUCCAAAAUCCUUGUCCGCCAAAGAUCAUCGUACUGAUAUCAUUUACUGGGAAAUGAUAUGGCCGAGACUAUUUUCGAAUCGUGAUUACGUUUACCAGCGUAGAUGGGUUUUGGAUGAAGAAAAAAAUAUUGUAGUCAUUGUCAGUCGUGUUACUGAUCAUCCAGAUGCGCCUGAUAGACCUGAUACUUAUAGGGUUACUUCGUAUUGGUCGUACAUGGUAAUAAAACCGUCUACGAGUUUUAGCGAGCCAGGUAUUGAAUUUGGGUUGACGUAUUUUGACGAUCCUGGUGUAAAUAUACCCUCUGCUGUUACUGCGUGGGUCGCAUUAAGUGGAUUACCCGACUUCUUAUGUCGCAUGCGACAAGCUGCCAAGGAUUACAAAAAUUAUAUUUGCAUUAAAAAACAAGAAGAUUUGUUAUCUGCUAGCAUAUUAACAGAUAAAGACGAAGAAAUCAUUGAAGCUGAAGAUAAUAAUUCUAAUGACAGCAGUAAAGUUUUGAUGAAUCUCGAUGGCGCUAACUUUGCUAGCGAAUCAAAUAUCGUUAACGUCGAUGCUAAAUUAAAUAAAGCUCACUCUCACGAAUCAUUGUCAAACAAUUCAACUAUUGAAAGUUCGGCCGCUAAUAAUGAUAAUAUUGUUUAUUCCAGUAAUAAUAAUACUAAUAAUAAUAAAAAUAGUAAUAGUAUUAAUGGUAAUGAUAACAGUAGUAAUAGUGAAGAAAGUGCAACUAAAGAAAGUGACAAAGAUUUAGAACAAAAUAAUGAACAAGAAACCGGCUAUUUUAGGUAUUUUUUUUUAACGAAAUUAUUUGCAUGACAAUUGUAUACAUUUUCGACGCGUGACUUUACUGUUAGCGACGAAAAUAGAUGAGAUUUAUUAUUUUCCCGCCAUAAAUUUUAACUUGAGAUAAAUACUGUUGAAAAUAUAAGAUAGUACAAAGAUUUUAUUUAUUCGUAUAUAAAUAAUGAUAAUCUUUGAUAUUUUUAUUAAGAUUUGAUUGAUUAAAAGUUACCGUAGUUUUCAAAACAGAUACAGAGUAAUUUGGUUUAAAUUUAUCAAUUAUUAUGUUAUAUUUUAAAAUUUAUUUUGAAUUGAAUUUAUUUUGAUAUAAAGAAUUAUAUGUUGAUUGUCUUUGUUUUUUGAUUGAAUGUGUACAUAAUGAUAAUAUUUGUUGUAGUUGGUGGUUAAUUAAAUUAAUUAACUAAUUAUGAAUGAGCGAUAAAUGUAUCGAGAUGUAAAAAUAAUAAUAAUAAUAACAAGAAUAA
Messenger RNA from Cotesia glomerata, 2359 nucleotides. RefSeq names its product stAR-related lipid transfer protein 7, mitochondrial. Gene Ontology annotation, molecular function: lipid binding. NCBI's taxonomy places the organism in Eukaryota, Metazoa, Arthropoda, Insecta, Hymenoptera, Braconidae. The transcript has 6 exons. Bases 303 to 1910 code for a protein of 535 amino acids. The record is from RefSeq and is a predicted model, not a curated record.